AUUUAACACUGUUUCUAACGGAUUGUUUGUAGCAUUAUUUAGUACAGUUUUAAAACUCAUGAAACAUUGCAUUUGAGUUCAAUUGUUAUCAUUAUUUAUCGUUCCCGUUACGAUUGCUGUUAGAUUAGUAUUAUUAAUUAUUAUGUAUUGAUUUUAUCACACUAUUGCUUAAUUUUUCAUAUCAUGUUUUGGUUCUUGUUAUUCCUGGCAAUGACUUUGGAUUUGGUAGUGAAUUCUUAUAUACGAUAUACGUACGGACUUAUGUGUGUAUUUGUGUGUUGCUAGGAGCUAAUUGAUCAUCGCAUGGUGGUUUGCAAACGAACAGUUAAUGAUGUGCUGCAUACAGUGGACUUUGUGCAUCCUAGUGGGCAGUGUAUGUUUCGAACUUGUGAACAGGAGAAGGGGAAAGUCAUUUUUCAAUUGGGUACAGCAGACCCUGGACGAGCUGUAAAAGUUGCACAACUAGUAGAAAAGGAAGUUGCUGGAAUUGAUAUCAACAUGGGGUGCCCCAAGAAGUUCUCAGUUGAGGGUGGAAUGGGAGCAGCAUUGUUGACAAAUCCAGAUAAAGUUCAGGAAAUUGUCUCAGCGCUAGUGAAAUCAGUAUCGAUACCAGUUAGCUGUAAGAUUAGGAUUUUGCCAACUAUUGACGAAACUGUUGCAUUGGCAAAAGUAAUAGAAGGUGCUGGGGCUGCUGCUUUGGCAGUGCACGGAAGACUUAUUUCUGAACGACCUCAACACAAAGUUCAUAUUGAUCACAUUAAAGCAGUUGCUGAGAAUAUCUCGAUCCCUGUUAUUGCAAAUGGUGGCUCUGUUGAUCAUAUCAAUGAGUACGCAGACAUUGAAACAUACAGACAAGUGACAGGUGCUUCAUCAGUAAUGAUUGCUAGAGCUGCUCAAUGGAACGUAUCGAUUUUUAGAAAAGAGGGUCUUCUACCAGUGAAUGAAGUUGCUAAGGCUUUUUUGCAUUAUGCUGUCCAGUACAACUCUCACUAUGCAAACGUGAAGUAUUGUCUAGCUCAAUUAUUGCGCAUAAGUCUUGAAUCGUCAGAGGGUAAAAGGUUACUGUCUGCUCACAGCUUGAAAGAGAUUUGUGCAAUCUGGGAGCUUUCUGACUAUUAUGAUGAAGUUGAAAAGACUUUAUGUGCUCAAGAAAAGGAGCUUUUGAUUGACAGAGAUUGUGUUCCUCUUGGCAACAGCUGCAAGAAACCUCGGCUGGAUGCAGAUGAUUCUGAGUAUGAUAUCUGCGAGUUACCUGUUCGAUGUACCAAAAUUGAAAUAAACUGCAAGGAACCACCUAAGACUCAACUCUACUGUUGGACAGUAAGACACAGAAUGAAGACUCCAUUCUAUCAAACGGUGUCUCGGGAAAGUGAUCGCCAGUUCAAGUCAACUGUUACUGUUGGGGAUAAGAAAUAUUCUUCCAGUUUAUGGUGUAAGAGCAAGAAACUAGCUGAACAAUCUGCAGCAACAGUUUGUCUAACAAUGAACUUACAGGUGACUAAAACAUAACAGCCAGGGAAGAUAAGCAUGAUGUCGGAUCAGAAAGAAGACCGUAAGACGCGUUGGUUUCAAAAAGCAUGCCACUAGUAUUAGCCAGCUUGACAGCAGAUUUGCAGAAAAGACAAGUACAGCAAGGGUACAAUUUCCAAGAACACUGCCUGCAACAGUUGGGUAAUGCGAAUAUUUGAAGCAUGGACAAGUAAACAAGGAUGCUCCACAAGAAGAGCAGGUACCGACAGACAGACUUUCUCUCAUCGAAGGAUUCACAACUAGAUGCAGCCAAACCACAGACGGAUUGUCAAAAGUCUGUUACAUUUACGUUGAGCACAUCCAAAAAUCAGUGGUGGACUAAGUGAUUUACGGCAUCCCAAAAAAAAGUCACAAGGUAAAUUAUAGUUCCAACGUGACUCUGUAAGGUAAUAGCAUUUUGUGGUUUGUGGUUUAUCAGAUACGCUAAUGAAGAAGCUGGUGACAGUUGCAACCUAAAAUUUUGGAUCUCUCUAUCUAAGUAAGUUGCCAGCAGGAUUUUCCUGAGAAGCCUUCUAUUAUAAACCUUUGUUAUCUACACCUUCAUUUGGUCCUUGGUAUUCAAAGCAAGUAAUCGGUCAUAACACUUUGGCUACAAUGAUGAAAGUGAUGACAGCUGAAGCUGGUCUUCCAGUUCGAAUCAACCACGCUCUUGAGCUACUAGUGCGACAAGGCUGUUUCAAGCGGGAGUUCCUGAACAUGUCAUUCAAGGCAGAACCGGCCACUAAACCCUGCAAGCACUGAGAUAAUAUCAAGAGCCAUCUGAAUAGCAGCAAAUGGCAGUGUGCAAAGUUUUGGAUAAUGGCCAUGCGCACACAGAUUACACUGAUGCAAAAGUCAAGAAGUCGGGAGAGACACAAAGUAGUCCAGGUUGAACAGCCGUCUGAAACAGAAAGAGAGAAUCCAUUUGUCAUUUCUGACUGCGUCUUUACAAACUGUAGUACUGUGAACAUUAUUAUUGGUAAAGAAUAAGCUUGUAAUCUAAAAUAGGUACGCCCAUGUAUUGAUUGCUAGUUUGUUGUUUUUGAUAUCUUUUUGCUUUAGGUUAGUUGUGUUUUAUGUCAGUAAGCAGUAUACAGAUAUUGACAGGUCAAUAAACGUUUAUUGACCAGUAAAUAUACAA
Corticium candelabrum is the source of this 2650-nucleotide messenger RNA. Its product is annotated as tRNA-dihydrouridine(20) synthase [NAD(P)+]-like. Gene Ontology annotation, cellular component: cytoplasm. Gene Ontology annotation, biological process: tRNA dihydrouridine synthesis. The transcript is spliced from 17 exons. The record is from RefSeq and is a predicted model, not a curated record. The coding region runs from base 304 to 1509 and encodes 401 amino acids. Gene Ontology annotation, molecular function: flavin adenine dinucleotide binding; tRNA dihydrouridine synthase activity; tRNA binding. NCBI's taxonomy places the organism in Eukaryota, Metazoa, Porifera, Homoscleromorpha, Homosclerophorida, Plakinidae.